This is a messenger RNA of Plodia interpunctella (Indianmeal moth), 1401 nucleotides long. RefSeq lists its product as uncharacterized. NCBI's taxonomy places the organism in Eukaryota, Metazoa, Arthropoda, Insecta, Lepidoptera, Pyralidae. Bases 99 to 1373 code for a protein of 424 amino acids. The transcript has 3 exons. The record is from RefSeq and is a predicted model, not a curated record. Gene Ontology annotation, molecular function: catalytic activity.
AUUUCCAAUUUAUAUGUCUUAUCUCUUCUAUUUAACAUGUUAAUACUUUAGUGAUAAGAUGUAAACAAUUGUGUGUUCUACAAUUUACUUUCGUCGCGAUGGCUGUCGUUAGAGCGCUAUUUUCUGGUAUUUUGAAAAACCAAAAGUGUAUUUUGAAGUUGGAUUACUCAACAAAGUCGCCGGGAUUACUGAAUGAUGUAAAUGUAUUAGAUUUGACGCGUGUAGUUGCUGGACCUGUGUGUACUAUGACUAUGGGGGACUUAGGAGCAAAUGUUAUCAAGGUAGAGAGUUUGGAUGGAGAUGAAGCAAGGAGAUGGGGUCCCCCCUUUAUAAAUGGAAACAAGGAUUCAUUUUACUUCUUGUCUGUUAAUAGAAAUAAGAAGAGUAUUUGUAUUGACUUCAAAUUACCGGAAGGUAAGAAGAUCAUAUAUGAUUUGGCACGUAAAUGUGAUGUUUUGGUGGAGAACUUUUUGCCCGGGAAGCUCGACAAGAUGGAUAUUGGCUAUGAAAAGCUCAAGACUAUCAAUCCACAGCUUAUCUAUUGCUCUAUAACGGGUUUUGGCCAAAAAGGACCGUAUGCUAAAAAGCCUGGCUACGACGUAAUAGCAUCGGCAAUGGGCGGCCUUCUGAACACAACCGGAGAGAGAAAUGGAAACCCCGUGAAGCCGGGUGUGGCCAUCACAGACAUCACAACAGGUCUCCACGCCUUCGGAGCCAUAAUGGCCGCGUUAUACUACAGAAUAAACACAGGCAAAGGACAAAGAGUCGACUGCAACUUGCUUUCUACUCAGAUAUCUAGCAUGAUCAAUAUCGCCACAAUUUAUUUGAACUGUGGCAUCGAAGGACAAAAAUGGGGCACGGCUCACGCGAAUUUAGUCCCGUAUCAGGCGUUUAAAACAAAAGACGGGGAAAUGGUCAUUGGUACAGGCUCGAACGCACAAUUUGUUGAUUUCUGCAAGUUAAUAGGUAAACAAGAAUUAAUCGAAGAUGAACGAUUUAAAGACAAUUCGCUCAGAGUACAGAACCGUGAAGAAAUUAUAGAAAUAGUUAGUGAAGUUAUCAAGACUAAGGGUAACAAAGAAUGGGGGGAGAUAUUCAAGAAUGCGACAUUCCCAAAUGGUCCUGUGAACAAAAUGAAGGAUGUUUUCGAGGACGAGCAUGUUAAAGCUAUAGGAUUGGUUCAGGAGUUGGAGCACCCUGAUGCUGGGAGGAUCAAGGUGGUCAGGCCUCCAACGCAGUACAGCGAGGGCGGGAAUUUAGCCAGGAUUCCGCCGCCGACGCUUGGGCAACAUACGGAGGAAAUACUGACGGAGUAUUUAGAAUAUGACAAGGAAAUAAUCAAUGAUUUGUACAAUAAAAAGGUUAUCAGGUGAUUGAGUGUAAUAAAGUAUGCAAUUAUAA